AUCUUGACCAGGAUGGGGGUGUCGGAGGGGUUCUGGCACCAUGAAUUCUGGCUGCCACCUGGAGCCACCUGGGAGGACUUGAAGGAGUCUGCAGACAUCCACUACCCACAGCCUCAGGACCUCCUGCUCUGCAUCCCUGGUGCUCUGCUGUUGAUCUUUGUCCGAUGCCUCUUUGAAAGAACUGUGGCUCUGCCCUUGGGCAGGGGGUUGGGUGUGAGGGACAAGCGGAGGCCCAAAGUCCAGACCAACGCCACGCUGGAAGGCUUCUACGUUCUGCUGGGCAGAACCCCAAAGGAGGAGGACCUGAUUUCACUGGCCAAGCAAAGUGACCUGCCCAUCAAAGAGGUGCAGACCUGGUUUCGGCACCGGCGGGCUCAGGACCAGCCCAGGCUGAGCAAGAAGUUCUGUGAGGCCAGCUGGAGAUUCACAUUCUAUUUUACCUCAUUCUUCUCUGGACUGGCUCUUCUGUAUAAUAAGCCCUGGUUUUGGGACCACACCACGUGCUGGUUGAAAUUUCCACAACAGCCUCUCCCACCCGCGCUGGGCUGGUUCUACCUCCUGGAGCUCUCCUUCUACUGCUCACUCGUGGCCACCCUGCCCUUCGAUGUGAAGAGGAAGGACUUUAAGGAACAGAUCAUCCACCACAUUACCACCAUCACUCUGAUCUCUGUCUCCUACUGUGCCAAUAUGAUCCGGUUUGGGAUGAUAGUCAUGCUGGUCCAUGAUGCCUCCGAUUAUAUUUUAGAGCUUGCCAAGAUGCUUCAUUACCUGAAAUGGCAGCGGGUCUGUGAAGUCGUUUUCAUGGCUUUUGCGGUGGUUUUCAUCAUCUCCCGGCUUGUCGUUUUCCCGUUAAUUGUAUACUAUUACUUUGUGACCAAACUUCCAUUGUUCCCUGUAAGCUGCCUGAUAAAUGCUUUCCUGGUGGUCCUGCAGUUGUUACACAUUUUCUGGUCCUAUCUGAUCAUCCAGAUGAUCUUCACUGUCAUCCUCCGUGGUGAGAAAAGGCAAGAUGCCAGAAGUGACACUGAAGAGAGUGACAGGAGCGAGGCAGAGGAUCCAGCAAAGAACCAAGAAUAA
Messenger RNA from Myiozetetes cayanensis, 1077 nucleotides. Its product is annotated as ceramide synthase 4-like. The coding region runs from base 13 to 1077 and encodes 354 amino acids. Gene Ontology annotation, biological process: ceramide biosynthetic process. Gene Ontology annotation, molecular function: DNA binding; sphingosine N-acyltransferase activity. Lineage: Eukaryota; Metazoa; Chordata; Aves; Passeriformes; Tyrannidae. The record is from RefSeq and is a predicted model, not a curated record. Gene Ontology annotation, cellular component: membrane. The transcript is spliced from 10 exons.